CGAGUCUUCUUCUACGUCAGUCCGUGUUCGACCAUCGUGUCGCGUGGAUCGCACGUCCGUUUUGCGUACAGAGAGCCGCGAUUUAUUUAUAAAUCCGUACGGAACGUGGCAUCCGGGUUUUCUCCCAGCUGCUUUUAUCGAAAUGGUGCGCGUGUCACGUCGGUGCGUAAAACUGUGAUUGUGCCUGUGUAUCAGUGAAAUCGAAAAAAGCAUCCUGUUGGACGAGAUGCAUCGUUCAACCAUGCGUUACCGAGGUGAAAAGAAUUUCUCGACUUAGGCUAAGAUGUCACAUCACAGCGACGACAACAUGCUGAUAGCAACGUCAGACUCCUUCUGGGAGCCGGGCAACUACAAGCGAACGACGAGAAGGAUCGAGGACGGUCAUAAGCUCUGCGACAGUUUGAUAGCGUUGGUCCAGGAAAGGGCGGAGAUUGAAAAGAGCUACGCCAAGGCACUCAAGAAUUGGUCCAAGAAUUGGAACGACAAGAUCGAAAAAGGACCCGAAUAUGGUACGACCGAGGCGGCAUGGAAGGGUGUCCUGGUAGAAUCCGACAGACUUUGCGAUCUUCAUCUCAGGGUGAAAGAGAACCUCUGCAAUGACAUCGUCCAGCAAGUCAAAACGUGGCAGAAAGACACGUACCACAAGUCGAUGAUGACCCUGAAGGAGCGCAAGGAAAUGGAAGAUGCGUUCAAGAAGGCGCAAAAGCCAUGGGCGAAACUCCUACAGAAGGUCGAGAAGGCAAAGUCGGAGUAUCACAACAGCUGCAAGACCGAGCGUACCGCGGCGAACAUGGAGAGGAACGCCUCGGCGGACAGUUCUCUCUCGCCGGAUCAGAUGGCCCGAGGCUCUGAAAACGUAAAGAAAAUGCAGGACAGAGUGCAAAAAACGAAAGAGGAAGUGCAGAAGGCGAAGGAGAAAUACGAGGCGGCGCUUCAAGAAAUCAAUCAAUACAAUCCAAAGUACAUGGAAGACAUGACGCAAGUGUUUGAGAAAUGCCAGGAAAUGGAGGCGCAGCGACUACAAUUUUUCAAAGACGUCCUCUUCGGCAUUCACAAAUGUCUGAACAUAUCGCAGGAUCCAGUGCUUCCACAGAUAUACGAGGAAUUUUAUCAUACGAUAAAUAACGCCGACCACGAGAAAGAUCUCAAAUGGUGGUCUAAUAAUCAUGGUGUAAAUAUGGCUAUGAAUUGGCCGCAGUUCGAGGACUACACAGAGGAGUUCCGCGAGAUCACGAAGGGCUCGAAGUCGAAGGAGGCGCUCCCGGCAGGCUCCAUCACACUCAUCAAUCAACGCCCGGUCGGCGAGGAUCUGCAUGAAUUUCCACCGGUCAACAACAAAUCAAAAUCGAAGUCCACCGGCCGUGUAAUAUCAGCGGACAACAAUCACGGAGAUAGCAAAACCGACACAAUAAGUUCGAGCAAACAGCCUUCAGAGAAGAACAACGAGAGCGAUAAUGUCAAUAGGACUGCGACUAUUACUAACGGUACUAACGCCAAGCAAGAGUCAAAUCCAUUCGAAGAGGAGGAAUGGGACGAGGACGGUGGUGAACCACUGGUCGACAAUGGGGAACCAGGGGUUCCCGUGCGAGCACUAUACGACUACGAAGGAGCCGAGGCGGACGAACUUAGUUUUAAGCAAGGAGAUGUAUUCGAAAAGCUAGAAGACGAAGAUGAACAAGGAUGGUGUAAAGGAAGAAAGGACGGUAAAGUGGGUCUUUAUCCGGCGAACUAUGUAGACUUGGUGUCGCAAUAGAUUAACUAAUAUAAAGCCAAAUCCACAAGUUCGUUAGUUACUUAAAUAUGUAACCUUUGCGCGAAGAACAAAAAUUGCGUUUCGUUUCUCUCCGCUGUUGUCUGCGCGAAUUGUAAUUUGUGGAACGACAAUUUCGCGGCGCGUUAGAAGAGAGACGAAUGAUGAAUGAAUAUAGAAUGAAAAAAACGAGUUACAACAUUUUAAAGUCCAAAACUUGAACCUAAAUUGUCUGCAUUUACGAAUUGUAUAGUGAGAAGUGAUUCUGUUUCGAGAUCUAUCCUCCGCAACAGAGGCAAUUAUAGCGAAAUUAAUUUAAAUGAAUAGCUUCUUAUGCAAAAAGAUAGCUCCUCACUCUUUAAAUUUGUUUUUAGAUAGCUAAGUUAGAAUCAAAAUCCUUUAUUAGUUAAUUUCAAUGGAUAAACAUGGAUUACACGCGUACGGCGCGUAUAGCAAGUUUAGAUAUUGGAAUAUUGUACAAUCAUUUUACGGCUCGUUGCUACUCAUAAUUUUUUGGCUGAUGCGACAAGAGUUCUAUUUAAUUUAUUGUUAUUAAAAAAAUAUUAUUAAAAUCUAAUGUCUAUCUAAAUGGUGUCAUUGUACAUAAUAGACAUAAGAGUAUAGCAAUACGUGAAGUUAUUAUUACCAUUUAACGAAUUUAAAGCGUUGCGAUAUUUAUGUGAACACAUAAAAUAUACAGGACAUUACUUUAAAUAAAUAUUAAUAUACAGUAUGUAAAAAAAAAAAGAGUAUUCGCGGGACCCAGAAAACUAUAAUUGUUCUCUUUAUUAAUUAUAUUUUAUAAUUAAGAUAUAAUAAUUUGGCAAAACAAAUAUAUGAAUAAAUUAUCAAUGUUACGUUGAAUCCAGAAAAAUAUUUUCGUCUAAAGUAUGUUGUGUGUACAUAACUUGUUUCUAUAUAAAUCCGAUAAUAUUAGAAAAGUUUACAUGAGAAAAACUUAGGUAUUUUAUUAUUAUUUAAAAAAAUAUGAUUCACUCUUGUAUAUUUCGCACAGAGAAUUAACUGUAACACAUCGUAUACUAAAAAGUAUAUAGAAAUGUCUCAUAUUAACCAUUAUUGAUUUAAUAAAUGUAAUAAUAUCUAUCAAAUACCCCAUACAUGUAUCAAAAAAAUAUCAAAUUAAUUUUUCUGAAACUAAAUGCAUAAAAUUCCAGAAAGUUACUCUACAUAAAUCAUAUAAAACCAAUAUGUAGCUAACACUUUAUUUACUUCCAAAAAUCACAAUUUUUUUCGUAAAACGUUUCUCUAACAAUGAGUUAUUUAAUGUGUUAGCUGCAGAGUCAGAGGGAUAUUUGAUUUAUGAUUAUUAUAAUAGACAUUGAAGAAACUAAAUAUUCAUUGUGAAUACAUUGUGUCUAUGUACACAAUAUUUAUGUAAAUAUCGUAGAAUAUAGUGAAAUCUUUUCUUUUUCAAUUCAGUCUGAUUUUUUUAUAAUCAUUCAUUUAUUACCCCUCUAAAUUACUUUGUGAAGGGUUCGCAACUUUAUACAGUUGUUAAGUAGACCCUGUCUUGUGUAUAAAAUUUAUGUAUAUUUAAUAAAUGACUUAUACAAAA
This is a messenger RNA of Formica exsecta, 3326 nucleotides long. It is a transcript of the gene Synd, whose product is annotated as protein kinase C and casein kinase substrate in neurons protein 1. NCBI's taxonomy places the organism in Eukaryota, Metazoa, Arthropoda, Insecta, Hymenoptera, Formicidae. The coding region runs from base 284 to 1753 and encodes 489 amino acids. Gene Ontology annotation, biological process: plasma membrane tubulation; regulation of endocytosis; cytoskeleton organization. The record is from RefSeq and is a predicted model, not a curated record. Gene Ontology annotation, cellular component: plasma membrane; endosome; cytoplasm. Gene Ontology annotation, molecular function: protein binding; phospholipid binding. The transcript has 10 exons.